AUGCCGUAUGACACUGAGGUGCAGGACCUUUUGGCACCUGCCCUCGCUAUGGGUCUGGGCCCCAUGGGUGGCAGCGUCUAUGUGAGCCCGAGGUCAUCGAGCACCGACACCUCUGCGUUGUUCGUCUGUGCACGUGCAGACGUGGGGGCCAUGCUUGCGCCUGUCACGGUGACGACCGUUGAUGCGCUCUUCCACUCGAUAACCAAAGUCUCGGGGCAACUGGACGUGAAUCAUGGCUGCUACAUGGCGAACAAUGAGGACAGCUUACCUCAGUGUGUGGCGGCACUGACGUCCACUGCGGCAGACUGCGGCGGUGUCGCAGAGGAUGCCGUGGAGCCACACUUGCGCGAUGCUGCAUCGACAGCUGACCGUGACCCUACCUCCUCGUCCGCUUCGCCCGGUGUUAUGCCGUCCAGUGCCGCGAUGCUCGCUGCCUAUGUUCGUGAUUGGGGACAGCAGCGACUCAAGUUGGAGCGCUCCCUGCGGCGCACCCGCGAGGCGACGGCCGCUUUUGCCCGCGUGCACGCACUUGUAUACAGCGCUGCGACAGUGCCAUCCAGUAAGGAGGAGGCACGGCUGCUGCGCGCUCGAGCAACGGCGCGGGUGGCAGAAAUAGCCUCCGCCGCGUACGACCGAGUAAUGGAGAAGUACUACAUCUUCAACACGUGGGUAAGGCCAUCACUCGGGAUCGUGCUGGGAGGCAGCAGCGACGGCAGCAGCAGUGGUGACGGAAGGGGGCCACAUGGUGCCGUUGGCCCCGACGUUGCGGAGUGCCCUGUCGAUACAUACGUGCGUCUGCUGCUGCAGGGCAAUGAGUCCUUAUCUGCGGUGCUGCUGGAACUGAUGAGCACAACACUGACGACAGCAGAUUUGGUGCGCACUAAGGUGUUGCAACCAGCCGUGCGGGGCCUGGAGUGUGUGCAGGUGCUGACAGCGUUGGCUGUGAUGGUGCUGGAGGAUGAGCCCGUGCGCACGGUUGCGGCAAUGCUGGCCACUGGCACCUUGGAAGACACGUCUGUAUGGUCCCUUGACGAGUUCGCAAUGCUGGCGCCCGGUUACAACAACGACCUACGGAAGAUCCAGAUCUGGAGCCUCGCCUACGCGUUCGCCACGGUCGCCGAUCCGGCGGUGGCGCACGAGCUUGUGGGCGGGACCGAUGUUGCCGCAUGCAUGCGCCGCGCAGGACUCGUCGUGCCGGACAGCAUCACUGGCACGGUGCCUCCGUCCAUCUACUGGUGUCUCUACAACACGUCGAUGAGCGAGAUGACGCAGAGUGCUGUGCGUCAGCGCUCCCUUGCCACCCGUGAAAGCGCUGCUGCCGCUCCGAAUGGGCAGUGUCUGUGGGGACUAAGCGUCUGGGAUGGACUGUGUGGCGGCGCGGCAUUCGACCCCGCUCGAUGCAGAGACUGCCCUCCCGGCUCCGUCGGGGACGGCGAGGGCCACUGCGUGUGCGGUGAUGCCAGUGCGAUGUAUGCGACGCUGACGGGCGGCUGUGUGGCAAAGGGGCCCGCCCAUGACACUCCAGGUGUUCGCGUGAUACACGCAGGGGGGAGCAACAUCGUUCCUCUGUCCGGCGACAACGCAGUUGUCGCGCUCCUCUCCGUGCAGCUGCCCCAAACGGCAGCCCUGUUGGACCCCAGCGCAUAUCUACGCGUGGACGUCGUGUGUAACGACAGCGGCCGUGGCGGUGGCGGGACGCGGUUUGUGGCAACGCCGUCAGGUGAUCGGAAGGCUUCGUGCGUCUCUGUCGUGGAUUAUGAGCGGUGGCAGGAGCGCACCGGCGUGGCGCACACCUUUGACAACGGCACUCAGCACUUCGUUACGUACGCUGAGAGCUUGACCAUCUCGGUGACGGGCACCGCCGCUUUCUACGGCGAGACGUGCAAUCUGACCGUUGCCGUGGGCAGCACGCUGCAUCGCGCCUCGCGGUCCGUGACGGCCGGUACGUGGACCUUUGUGCCGGGUGCGACGCCGCUGUAUCUGACAGCGCGCAAGUCUGCAAGCAGCUCAACGUCGUCAGAGGCUUCCAGCGCAGAUCUUCUCCCGCGGUGUGUGGACGCGCUUGCAGCGUUUUCUGGGCCUGCUGCGCCCAGCGCCGUGCACGCAGGUGUGUGCCGCACGCCUGAUGAGCAGCUGGGGGUGUUUGUGGCCCCUGGGAGCUACAGCCUCUUCGGAUUAUCCACGCAGCAGGUCGCCGGUGCUCGUGUGCGUCGCAGCGCUGGUGCCGCUCAGGACGCCGCCUUCACCUCGACGGUGCAGUCCCUGGCAGCGCGGACCAGUAUGGAGGUGAGUCUGGAGGCUAGCGGUGCCUUCGCUGCGGCCGUGUUGUGGUCUGGCACACUGCAGUCUCGCGUGACACCGCUGGCCCUGAACGCCUGGCGCUCCGGCUGGUACACAAACAUCAGCGUCGACAAGCUGCAACGUGUCCGCUCGCUGCGGGUGAGAUUCGUGGACAUGUCGGGAACCUUCGCGUUUUCUCCCGUGGAGGAGGUGAUUCCGCUCCACUACGAAGACGGCGAGGGCAGUGGCAGCAGUGACAGUUCGAGCGGCGGUAGUGGCGGCUCCGCCUCCAUCGCGGACGAGCAGUACGGCGCCGGGUACGUGGCCGCCAUCGUCAUGGCUUCGGUGGCUCUCACUGCGCUGCUGUUGCUUCUCGGUGCAUUGGUCUACUUGCUGCUAAUAACAGAUGCGUGGCCAACGAAGCUCUUGCUAUGA
Leishmania mexicana MHOM/GT/2001/U1103 is the source of this 2715-nucleotide messenger RNA. RefSeq lists its product as hypothetical. NCBI's taxonomy places the organism in Eukaryota, Euglenozoa, Kinetoplastea, Trypanosomatida, Trypanosomatidae. The coding region runs from base 1 to 2715 and encodes 904 amino acids. The record is from RefSeq and is a predicted model, not a curated record. The transcript has a single exon.